Alternaria atra is the source of this 1731-nucleotide messenger RNA. RefSeq lists its product as uncharacterized. Gene Ontology annotation, biological process: glucan catabolic process. The record is from RefSeq and is a predicted model, not a curated record. The transcript is spliced from 3 exons. Gene Ontology annotation, cellular component: extracellular region; cell surface. Bases 1 to 1731 code for a protein of 576 amino acids. Gene Ontology annotation, molecular function: beta-glucosidase activity. Lineage: Eukaryota; Fungi; Ascomycota; Dothideomycetes; Pleosporales; Pleosporaceae.
AUGAGGAUCUCUCCCGCAAGUGCAGUAGUGCUGCUACACAGCGCCUUUACUGUCGCUCAAUCAACGAAUAGUACGGGUGUAAAAUGCCCUGCUACGGCAAAGUUCUCAUCGAUCUCUGCUGGCACUUUCUUCGAGAAGUUGAACCCAGGCUGGAAUCUUGGUAACACGCUUGAUGCUGUAGAGACCGAAGGCAGCUGGAACAACCCACCAGUCGUCGGCAGCACCUUUGACGAUGCGAAAAGAGCCGGCUUCAAGAGCAUUCGGCUACCCGUCACCUGGGCGUACCACUUCACUUCUCAAUCACCAGAUUGGACCGUGGAUCCCGUAUGGAUGCAGCGUGUAUCGGAUGUCGUGGACAUGAUCACAGACCGAGGGCUCUACGCGAUUGUUAACGUCCAUCACGAUUCCUGGACUUGGGCCGAUCUCACGCAAGCGAGCACCAAUGUCACGGCUGUUGAAGAGAGACUUGGAAAGCUUUGGAAGCAAAUUGGAACGAAGCUGGCUUGCAAGAGCGAGAAGGUUGCUUUCGAGACCAUCAAUGAAAUUCCUGGAACUACGGCUGAACACGGCGCUGUGAUUAAUAGGUUGAACGAUAUCUUCCUUCAGGCUAUCAACGAUGCAGGUGGUCACAACCCCAAGCGCGUUGUUACACUCGUUGGCGCUGGAGAGGAUGGAUUGAAGACGAUUCAAUGGUUCAAGAAACCUGAUCCAAAGUUUAAGAAUCCCUGGGGUAUUCAGUAUCACUACUACUCACCCUACGACUUUGUUUUCCAAGCUUGGGGAAAAACCACAUGGGGCUCCGACGCCGACAAAGCCGCCCUCGAAGCCGACAUCGCCGCCGUCCGCGGCAAUUUCACUGAUAUUCCCCUCGUAAUUGGCGAAUGGGCCGUGUCACCCGUCGCUACCGAGACAGCAGCGCGCUGGCGAUACUUUGAUUUCCUUCUCCGCACAGCAGCGAAAUACAACACCACAACUGUUCUCUGGGACAAUGGGGCCGACUUCCUAAACCGCGCGACGCAUCUCUGGCGCGACGAAGUAGCCAUGGACAUCUACCGCAAUGCAGUAAAAGGCAUCCCAAACGCGCUUCCAGAAAGCACAACAGAUGGCUCUGCAACAACGCAGUCAAGCUCCGCAUACAUCUACCAUCGCAAGAACGAGACUGUAGGAGACGCCACACUAGGCUUCACUUUCAACGGAAACACACUCAGUAAGAUCAGCAAAGGAAGUAAACAACUGGCUAAGGGCAAAGACUACACCGUCUCCGGCGAGAAAAUUACUUUUGCGGCAACAUACCUCAAGUCCAUAAUUACGCCCACUUCAUCCACCGGCACCCUGGCAAACUUGACUCUAACAUUCAACCGUGGCGCCGCUCUCCAAGUUAACGUCCUUCAAUACACCACACCAACCCUCUCCAGCACCUCUGGACCCUUACCCGCAGCGGGCCAGGAUCUCCUUAUCCCCAUCACAUGGUCUGGCCAGAACAGGCCUGCGGCUGUUAAGGCUAUCAAAGCUGAUGGAACGUAUCUCGUGGAUGAUUGGACGCAGUAUCUAGGCGUAUUGCAGCAGGCACGGAUGACGUAUGAUGGACAGUGGAAUUGGGAUGCUGGACAUGUCAUCAUCAAGGCUGCGGCUUUGGAUGCCGUGAGGACGGCGGGUGUGGAUACCACGUUUACGAUUGAGUUUUAUCCAAGGACGCCUGGGAAUUCGGUUGAGUAUACUGUUACCGUGUAG